This is a messenger RNA of Ciona intestinalis (vase tunicate), 2296 nucleotides long. Lineage: Eukaryota; Metazoa; Chordata; Ascidiacea; Phlebobranchia; Cionidae. The record is from RefSeq and is a predicted model, not a curated record.
UAAUGACGAGUCUUGAACCCAUAACUUAUGGGUUAGAAGCAAGCCAGCACCAACAGUGCCACGGCGCCGAACAAAACUGCUUUCGACGUGUUUAGAUAAGUAGUCACAACUUCAUAAGACUAAACAAUCUUAAAAAUCACAGGCUGUUUAAUUGGAAUCAAGAGUAUUAUGGCUGAAACUGGUAAUGCCCCGGAAAAUAAUUCAGAGACACAUACUUCUGUGAAUCUUGGAGUUGAAAAGAAGGAAGUUCUAGAUGCAACAACACCUGAUCCUGGAGACCGAUUCCGUGGAAACGGUUCAAGUUUUAAAGCGAAACUUAUUGGUGUUGAUGAUGUGCCUGAUUCAAGAGGAGACCAAAUGUGCCAGGAAUCCAUACUUAAACUUAAGGCGGUUGUUAAAGCCUCUGGUCAACACAAAACAAAGAUUAUCGUAAAUGUUUCAUUAGCUGGUUUAAAAAUUAUUGACAUUUCAACAGGGACAAUAUUACAUACCCACCCUGUGCACCGUAUCUCAUUUAUUGCACGCGAUCUCACGGAUCGCCGAGCAUUCGGUUACAUCUUUGGAGUAGAAACGGGAAAGCAUCAAUUUUUCGGGAUCAAAACAGCGAAAGCAGCAGAAACUUUGGUUCUGACAUUGCGGGAUUUAUUUCAAGUUGUGUAUGAUAUGAAGAAGAAGGAGAUGGAGGAGGUAAAUAAUAAAAAACAAGAUCAAUCAGAGGAAGUAUAUGCAGUGCCAAGUAACCGACCAAUCAACCAUGUAGAUCAACCUCCACAAAACAAUGACAUUGUAAAUCUAAAACAAGAACUCCAUAAUAUACAUCAAAUGUCAGAACUGGAUGCAUUUAAUCCAUGGCCAGAUAAUGUACCAACAUCUCCCGACACACCGGUGUCCCCGAGUGCCGAACCAGACAUGUUUGGAAUGAGUGACCAAAAUGUUCCAAAACGAAACGCAUCUUACAGUAAUGACUUGGAAGCUCUAAGUCUUAAUGCUGUUCAACCAGCUCCCAAUCCUGGUGCAAAAUUAACGAAGGACCAAAUACUUGCAAGCUUUCAACAAGGCAAUGCACAACAAAAUCCAGCUCAAUUCUUCAACGUUCAGCAACAACAACCUGUAUUUAGUGUACAGCAACAACAACAACAACAACAACAACAACCUGUGUUUGGUGUACAACAACAACAACAACAACAACAACAACCUGCAUUUGGUGUACAACAACAACAAAAUCCUGCUUAUGGUAUUCAACAAAGCAUGUAUGCAGGUCAAAAAGCUGGUAACCUUUCCAUGCCAUCUCAACCAUACGCACAACCAGCAGUUGCACCAGCUUUCCCAUCAGGUCCAGCACCUAACAUACCAGUUCGCACAGGAGCCAUGCAACCCCCUAAUUUCUCAGUUCAAGGUGGAGCUCCACAGAAUCCAUUCGGUGAUCCUUUUUUGUCUAGCCCUGAUCCAAUCUUAGCACCUGUCAAUCAAAUCCCAGAUUCUCUUAAUCCGCAAGCGGAUAAGAAAGAGAAACCUGAUCCAUUUGCAAGUCUCAUUCCAGGCAUGGGCUCAUCUGCUGCAUCAAACAAGAAAGAUAUGUUUAAGAAUUUCCAAAUGUCCAAACCAGCCCCUCCACCACGCAGCAAUGAAUCAGUAUCCCCCAACUUUGACAGUUAUCUUCGUAACUCUGUUGGAGGUGUUCCAGUAGACACAGAUGGGUUAACUGCCCCAACACCGACACCCAGAACAAACAUAGGAGCACCGAUCACAAAUUCUAACUCAGUGCCUGACUUUCAAAAUGAUCCUUUUGCAUCUAUAAAUUCAACGCUUACUAAUGGAAGUCAAGACUUGUUUAUGAAUCAGAAUUCUCUAUUUGAAUAAAGAAUUACUGCUGAAUGAAAUAAAAUGGUAGGAACUUGGAGUUCGUUCAGUUUUUGUGCAAUAUUUGUAAAUUUUGAUUCAUGUUUCAACAUAAAAAAAAACAUUAACAUUGCAGUGGUCUAAUCCCUGCACAGUGCCAACUUUGUAACGUUAGGUUUAUAUUAAGACAUACUGUAGUGUUAAACUUUGUACAUUUCUUUAUGCUAAUAAUUUUACUUUUACAUUUAAUUUUAACACACUGAAAUACUUGAAUAUGUUAUCGUGCAAUGAGCAUAUAUGCACUUAUAUUAUUGUAUUGUUUCAGUGUAAAAAAUGAUUAUGUUUCAUUAAUUUUAUGUUAUUUUCAUUAGUUUUAAAGUAAUUAUUUAAUUUGUCGUCAACAAUGCAUUCAAAUUUAUUCACGAUGCUCAAAAAUAGGAAUUUAGCUGAUACUUUU